Molecule: messenger RNA, 530 nt
Organism: Diceros bicornis minor
Lineage: Eukaryota; Metazoa; Chordata; Mammalia; Perissodactyla; Rhinocerotidae
Gene: CFAP144
Product: cilia and flagella associated protein 144
Exons: 4
Coding region: 47-454 (135 amino acids)
Cellular component (GO): ciliary base
Source: RefSeq, a predicted model, not a curated record
GGCGGUGUGAGAGAAGCAGCGGCACCGACCCAGCAGGGCCAAGGCUAUGGCCGGAGGCCAAGAGGAGAAGGCGAUCCCAGAUGAGGUCCAUCAGAACCAGAUCUUGAGGGAACUGUACCUCAAAGAGCUACGCACCCAGAAGCUCUACACGCAGUAUCACGUGAAUCCCCUCCGCAAAGUUCACACAAUCACCAGAAAGCCCAUGUCCUGGCACGAUAACCUGGAGGAACCUGCAGAUGCCAGGUUUCUGAAUCUUAUUCACCACGCUGCCCAGGGCCCAAGGAAGAAAUACGCGGAGACACAGACUGAAAGCCAAGAAAUCGGAUGGGACUCAGAGCCCUUAGUCAACCCAGAACGUGAUGACGGCAGGCUGAACCACUUCAGGGUCUACAAUGACAUCACUCUUUACAAGGCUAAAAUGUGGAGCUUGGGAGAAGAUGAUCGCCACAAGUAGUGUUCCCACAGUGGUGUCAGUCCCUGUCUUUAAUGCCCAAAGUGUGUGCUGCCCACAGAAAUAAAUAUUACUUUAA